UUAAAAAUCCUUAUACUUUUUGGCUUUAAAAAAAUUCUGAUGCCUUAGCUCAUCUCCUCGUUCAAUUGUGUGUCUGUUUUUUGUGCUCUUGGUUUUUCUUAGGUGUCUAAAGGUUAAUGAAGGUUAAAAAUUAUCAAUAUUGGAAGUUAGAGUAGGUUUUCUCAAUUCUUAAGUGAGUUUCUUCUGGAGAAAGUGAAUAUUGAAUAUAAAAAUCCAUGAAUUUCUACUUCUAAGUGAACGCAGCAGUCCUCGCUUUAGAGAAUAUGUGUACUUCUUAAUAUGUAUAUGUGUAUAACCUGUGUCCCUGUGGUGGCCAGAAUUUACUAUGAGUAAUUCUGUCUCUGGCCAUAGUGUCCAGACAGAAAUCCCUGUACGCUGAUUACCCUUUUCCACCAGGUUUAGACCAGAUACAAAUAUCUGGGAGUAAAGACUGAGUUUUUCUUGAACAUGUGAUUUGCAUCUAAACAAAAUGUGUUAACAGUUUUUGUUUGUUUUUAGUGAGAAAUAAAAGGCAGCGAUUUUGAUUUGUAAUGUCUCUUGUUAGGACAAGUAAAAGGAAAAAAAAAUACUUAAAGUGAGCCAGAAUUACUGACUAGGGAAUGAUAGUCAUAUAGGUUCACAGUGAAGCUUAGAAAUCCUUUUAUGGUUCUAUUUCCUCUCUCUUUUGCUUUAGCUCUGUUCAGGAAACCAAAAACUGGCAGCAGACUAGUUGGAAGAUAGAUAAGGCUUUUUUUUCGUAGUUAACCUAAGAGGAUAUCACUAGAGACUUGGAAGUAAAGAGAGCUACCUGCAAAGACUUCUAAUGCUAAGAUUACCUGGAACCUGAAUGCCCUUUGUUAUGCUGCAGGUGUGGAAUAUCAAACAAAUGAUUAAGUUGACACAGGAACAUAUAGAGGCGCUAUUGGACAAAUUUGGUGGGGAGCAUAAUCCACCAUCAAUAUAUCUGGAGGCAUAUGAAGAAUACACCAGCAAGCUAGAUGCACUCCAACAAAGAGAGCAACAGUUAUUGGAAUCUCUGGGAAACGGAACUGAUUUUUCUGUUUCUAGCUCUGCAUCAAUGGACACCGUUACAUCUUCUUCCUCUUCUAGCCUUUCAGUGCUACCUUCAUCUCUUUCAGUUUUUCAAAAUCCCACAGAUGUGGCACGGAGCAACCCCAAGUCACCACAAAAACCUAUCGUUAGAGUCUUCCUGCCCAACAAACAGAGGACAGUGGUACCUGCAAGGUGUGGAGUUACAGUCCGAGACAGUCUAAAGAAAGCACUGAUGAUGAGAGGUCUAAUCCCAGAGUGCUGUGCUGUUUACAGAAUUCAGGAUGGAGAGAAGAAACCAAUUGGCUGGGACACUGAUAUUUCCUGGCUUACUGGAGAAGAAUUGCAUGUGGAAGUGUUGGAGAAUGUUCCACUUACAACACACAACUUUGUACGAAAAACAUUUUUCACCUUAGCAUUUUGUGACUUUUGUCGAAAGCUGCUUUUCCAGGGUUUCCGCUGUCAAACGUGUGGUUAUAAAUUUCACCAGCGUUGUAGUACAGAGGUUCCACUGAUGUGUGUUAAUUAUGACCAACUUGAUUUGCUGUUUGUCUCCAAGUUCUUUGAACACCACCCUAUACCACAGGAAGAGCCUUCCUUAGCAGAGACUGCUCUUACAUCUGGAUCAUCCCCUUCUGCACCCCCCUCAGACUCUAUUGGGCCCCAAAUUCUCACCAGUCCGUCUCCUUCAAAAUCCAUUCCAAUUCCACAGCCCUUCCGACCAGCAGAUGAAGAUCAUCGAAAUCAAUUUGGGCAACGAGACCGGUCCUCAUCAGCUCCCAAUGUGCAUAUAAACACAAUAGAACCUGUCAAUAUUGAUGACUUGAUUAGAGACCAAGGAUUUCGUGGUGAUGGAGGAUCAACCACAGGUUUGUCUGCCACACCUCCUGCCUCAUUACCUGGCUCACUCACUAACGUGAAAGCCUUACAGAAAUCUCCAGGACCUCAGCGAGAAAGGAAGUCAUCUUCAUCCUCAGAAGAUAGGAAUCGAAUGAAAACACUUGGUAGACGGGACUCGAGUGAUGAUUGGGAGAUUCCUGAUGGGCAGAUUACAGUGGGACAAAGAAUUGGAUCUGGAUCAUUUGGAACAGUCUACAAGGGAAAGUGGCAUGGUGACGUGGCAGUGAAAAUGUUGAAUGUGACAGCACCUACACCUCAGCAGUUACAAGCCUUCAAAAAUGAAGUAGGAGUACUCAGGAAAACACGACACGUGAAUAUCCUACUCUUCAUGGGCUAUUCCACAAAGCCACAACUGGCUAUUGUUACCCAGUGGUGUGAGGGCUCCAGCUUGUAUCACCAUCUCCAUAUCAUUGAGACCAAAUUUGAGAUGAUCAAACUUAUAGAUAUUGCACGACAGACUGCACAGGGCAUGGAUUACUUACACGCCAAGUCAAUCAUCCACAGAGACCUCAAGAGUAAUAAUAUAUUUCUUCAUGAAGACCUCACAGUAAAAAUAGGUGAUUUUGGUCUAGCCACAGUGAAAUCUCGAUGGAGUGGGUCCCAUCAGUUUGAACAGUUGUCUGGAUCCAUUUUGUGGAUGGCACCAGAAGUCAUCAGAAUGCAAGAUAAAAAUCCAUACAGCUUUCAGUCAGAUGUAUAUGCAUUUGGGAUUGUUCUGUAUGAAUUGAUGACCGGACAGUUACCUUAUUCAAACAUCAACAACAGGGACCAGAUAAUUUUCAUGGUGGGACGAGGAUACCUAUCUCCAGAUCUCAGUAAGGUACGGAGUAACUGUCCAAAAGCCAUGAAGAGAUUAAUGGCAGAGUGCCUCAAAAAGAAAAGAGAUGAGAGACCACUCUUUCCACAAAUUCUCGCCUCUAUUGAGCUGCUGGCCCGCUCAUUGCCAAAAAUUCACCGCAGUGCAUCAGAACCCUCCUUGAAUCGGGCUGGUUUCCAAACAGAGGAUUUUAGUCUAUAUGCUUGUGCUUCUCCAAAAACACCCAUCCAGGCAGGGGGAUAUGGAGAAUUUGCAGCCUUCAAGUAGCCACCAUCAUGGCAGCAUCUGCUCUUAUUUCUUAAGUCUUGUGUUCGUACAAUUUGUUAACAUCAAAACACAGUUCUGUUCCUCAAAUCUUUUUUUAAAGAUACAAAUUUCCAAUGCAUAAGCUGAUGUGGAACAGAAUGGAAUUUCCCAUCCAACAAAAGAGGAAAGAAUGUUUUAGGAACCAGAAUUCUCUGCUGCCAGUGUUUCUUCAGCAAAAAUACCACGAGCAUACAAGUCUGCCCAAUCCCAGGAAGAAAGAGGAGAGACCCUGAAUUCUGACCUUUUGAUGGUCAGGCAUGAUGGAAAGAAACUGCUGCUACAGCUUGGGAGAUUUGCUAUGAAAAGUCUGCCAGUCAACUUAGCCCUUCUAACCACCAGAUCAAUUUGUGGCUGAUCAUCUGAUGGGGCAAUUUCAAUCACCAAGCAUCGUUCUCUUUCCUGUUCUGGAUUGUUGUUGUGGAACUCUUUCCCCUAGCGACCACCAGUUAAUUUCUGAGGGAUGGAACAAAAAUGCAGCUUGCCCUUUCUGUAUGGUGCGUGCAUGUUCAGGCCUUGACAAAUUUUAUCAAAAGGAAGCUAUUUUAUUUAAAUGGAGGCUGAGCAGUGAGAAGUAGAUGUGUCUUGGUAUGGAGGAAAAGGGCAUGCUGCAUCUUCUUCCUGACCUCCGGGGUCUCUGGCCUUUCGUUUCCUUGCCCACUGAGGGGUCUGCUUAACCAAACAGGCUAGAUAGUGCUGGCACAUAUUGCCUUCUUUCUCAUUGGGUCCAGCAAUUAAGAUAAGUGUUUGAGGAUUUUUUUUCCUCCACAAUGUAGCAAAUUCUCAGGAAAUACAGUUUAUACCUUCCUCCUAUGCUCUUCCAGUCACCAACUACUUAUGCGGCUACUUUGUCCAGGGCACAAAAUGCCAUGGCAGUAUCUAACUAAAAGCCUACAAAACUGCUUAAUAACAGUUUUGAAUGUGAGAAAUUUAGAUAAUUUAAAUAUAAGGUACAGGUUUUAAUUUUUGAGUUGCUUUUAUAUUUUUAUUAAAAAGAAAAUAAUUUUCAGAUUUAACUGAAUUGGAAUAAAAUAAUACUUCCCACUAGAAUUAUAUAUCCUGAAAAUUGUAUUUUUGUUAUAUAAACACCUUUUAAGAAAGAUCAUUAUCCUUUUCUCUACCUAAAUAUGGGGAGUCUUAGCAUAAUGACAAAUAUUUAUAAUUUUUCAGUUAAUGGUACUUGCUGGAUCCACACUAACAUCUUUGCUAAUAAUAUCAUUGUUUCUUCCAACUUAUUCGUAACACUACAUCCUACAUCUUCUUUCUAGUCUUUUAUCUAGAAUAUGCAACCUGAAAUAAAAAUGGUGGUGUCUCCAUUCAUUCUCCUUUUUCCUUUUUUCCCAAGCCUGGUCUUCAAAAGGUUGGGUAAUUUGGCAGCUGAAUUCCCAGGCAGAGAACAGAGCAACUUUAGGCAUAUUGGGACUGAGGGAGGGUGUGGAAAACUUAUCAUCAGUUGUUUUUAUAGAAAGAGCUGGUGUUUAUUAAGAACCUAAAUCUUUCUUAUCUUUGCACAAAUGGAAAAUAUAACCUAGUUAUAGCUUCCUUUGGCCUUUAUUAAAGGGUAAUAUCAAUUACAGUCAUAGCAAAGAAAGUAUAUGUAUUAAUGGCAAAUUAAUGGAAAACCUCCCUUAAUCAGGAAUCUAGACUCAGAAUUUAGGAAUGUAAAUCAAGUCAGAUAUACUUAGACCAACCAAGCUAGAGCCAAGGAUUUGAAAGAAAUUAAACAGGACCCAGAAUAAAUCAACGAAUUGGAAAUGGUUAUUUAAAAUUUUCAGAUUGUAACUCCAGGCCCUGCUAUCUGUAUUUCAGCCUUCUAAAAGCUCACUACCAUUAGAUGAUUUUUGCUAACAUACAUGUGUUCAGAAGAAAGCCUAUUGAAAUUUUCAUGGACUUGUAAAAAGUUGUCCUUGUAAAAUGCAAUCAGUUUGAAAAGCAAAUUGUUUUUAAGUUUUACAUCAGCAGGGCAAUGUCUUAAAAAUUCAGAAAUUUGCAAAGAUGGAAAUAAUUCACACUGAUUUGAAGACUGUGCAUAAUACUGCCUUUCUUGAAAAGCAUUGGCUAUUUUUUUUUUUUUAAUGUCUCUAGAUGCUUUUAUAUGUGGCUGUGUUCCCUUUACCAAGAUUGGCUUCAAGUUUCUGCAGGUUGAGAGACCUGGGCUUGAACAGACGAUGUGUUUCAUGUCCUGCUGAGGAGGCAGAAUGUGUGCAUGGCUGGGAGCAGGACUGCGUCAGCCAGGCAGUGGCAGCACCAUUAGGGAGCAAGCUGAGCAUUUGAAUUUCCUAAACAAUAUUCAGGGUGAUACACUGUUUCUUCCCUUGCAUUCUAGAAUAGGCUGGUAUCUCAUUUGAGUAGGGAGAGCAGACCUGAUCUCAAAUGAAGCUGUGCCCAGGAGCCAGGCUCAGCAUAUUGAGAUUUUUUUUAUAGAGACCUUAAAAAAUAAAAUAUUUAACCUCUCUUUUCUUCCUUUUUCCAUUAAAUAGUUUUUUUCUCUAGUUUACAAAUGACAUGAAAAUAGAUUUUGUGUUUUAUCUGCUUUAUUUUUUGAUGCUUAGAUAACAGACUUAUUGAGCUCCUAAAAACUAUACCAGGAAGAAGUCCUUAUUUAUGAAAGCACUUUAUGAGUAAUUGUAUAGACGGUAUGUGGCUGCGUCACUGACCAUCUUGUAAGGGUGUCACAGUCUUGUCUGUAGUGGCCGCAGUGCCUUCUGUAGUGUGUUUUAGUUUUGGUAGGGAGAGGUGAAACCCUCUGAAAAAUUUGAGAGCAACUAAAGCAGAUUGUUUUUAACUGUGUAGUAUUCCUGAUGGACUUUUCUCAUCAUUACAGUCUAGGACAUAGACUUUUGCCACUGAAAUAAUAUUGACCAAAAAAAGUAGUUUUUAAAAGGGAUUUGUGAAUAGAAAAUGUGAUUGUUUAUUGUUAAUGUGCACCUUAAAAGAAGAUUCUGUCUAGCUGUCAAAUUCUGGUUCCUGAACAUCCCACCCCUGAUUGUAUUUGAGAUCUAGUAGGGGGCAUUCCAAAAGAUAAAAUCCCAUAUAAAUGAUAUGUGCUAUAUUUAUGUUGGUGUUGGAGAAGAAAGUGCAGUAUAUAAAGAAAUAAGAUAGCAGCACUGUCAGCCUGAAACUUUGUAAAUAUUUCCUAGCUUCUGGUUUGGUGCAGUGGCAGCACUUUCAUCACAGGAUGUUACCUUGUAUUCAUCAGUGGAGUGCGAGCUGCUGCACACCCUCCUCAGAUCUCACCUGUCCCCACUGUACAUCCACCUCGCCAGCCGCUUGCAAACCUCAUCUCUAGUUUUAGUUUGAAACCACAUUGCAGGGUUCAGGUGACCUCUUCAAAAAACUACCUCCUCGGAAUGAGGUCAUGAAUAGUUAUUUAUUUUAAAAUAAUGAAAAGUCAGGAGCUCUAGAACAUGACGAUGAUUUAAGAUUUUAACUUUUUUGUGUACUUGUAUUUGAGCACUCUCAUUUUGUCCUAAAGGGCAUUAUACAUUUAAGCAGUAACACUGUAAAAAAAAAAAAAAAAAAAUGUGUUGCUCAGAAUAUCUGAAUGUUGUUGAAAGUGGUGCCAGAACCUGUUGAGGGGUACGUUUCAGAAUCUUAACCUUGAAUCAGUUGCAUGAAAAUAAAUAGCUAUGGUAUCACUUCACUAAUAGUGAUUUAAUUUUCAGUAGGCUUGGCAAGACAGUACCUCAUUAUAAUGAGUUAGGUGCAGCUUUGUCAUGUGCACAGGCAUUCAUAGAGAGACUGCCCAGCUAAGAGGUAGAAUGAUUACUCUUUUUGCAAGAUUCUCUUCUUUGUCCAAGUUGGCAUUGUUAGUGCUAGAAUACCGGCACCUUGAGACUAGCAGAUUCCAACCAUUAGGCUGUAAACACCAUAGCCAGAGAUGGAAGGUUUACUGUGAGUAUGAACAGCAAAUAGCUUACAGGUCAUGUGUUGAAAUAGUAUAUAUAGGUGAGGCUCUAGAAAAAUACCUUGACAAUUUGCCAAAUGAUCUUACUGUGCCUUCUUGAUGCAAUAAAAAAGCUAAAAUUUUAGCAGAAAUCAGUGAUUUGUGAAGAGAGCAGCCACUCUGGUUUAACUUAGCUGUGUUAAUAAUUUUUAGAGUGUAAUUUAGACUGCAUAGAUAAAUGCACUAAAGAGUUUAUAGCCAAAAUCACAUUUAACAAUGAGAGAACACACAGGUAAAUUUUCAGUGAACAAAAUUAUUUUUUUAAAGCACAUAAUCCCUAGUAUAGUCAGAUAUAUUUAUCACAUAGAGCAACUACCUUGAAAAUACAGUUAGUUCAGUGACAUUUCUAGAGAAACUUUUUCUACUCCCAUAGGUUCUUCAAAGCAUGGAACUUUUAUACAACAGAAAUGUUGACAGAAAUUUCAAGAAAUUGCUGUAGUUUAGGGUUGAAGUACUGUAUGAUGGGCAGCAAUUAAUGUAUUAACUUAGAAGGGGAAAUUGAAAUACAGGACAGAAUUUGGUUUUAUCAGUUUCCAGAGUACUGCUGCCAACCUAGACACUGAUUUUUCAAAGUUUGAAAUGUAAAUUUCCUCCCAGGACUUGCUUGCAAGUGAAGCUGGACUGCGCUAGUCAUCCUGCCCCAAAGCACUGUGGGGUCUGGGGUGGAGGUCUCUCAAGUCAAGGCGUCCUUUAUGAUGUGGCAGUUGGAUGUAAAAGAAAACAUUCCAUGGUGUGAUUCUUGUAUCUUCUUUCAUUCCUCACCAACAAAAGAGGAAGCCCAUGUAUUGUCUCCAGUGCAUCCUUGAAAUGUUACACAGGGAUGGAUUACUGAUGCCUGUCAGCAGUUGAGCCCCAGAAGAGGGUAUUAGCAUCUCUGCCUCAGGCGAUGAUUUGUAGCUUGGCCAGAGGCGAGUGGAGUCACCAGUGUAUUUGUGGUCCGUGUUGCUAGCUCUGGUAAAACUGAAAAUAUUGGUAAGAUGUUUAUUUUAUUAGUAUACUAGAUAGCCCUGUUUUGUUGUUUUCAAAUAAGCUAUUUUCACUUUUGUUUGGGCAAGGACAUUUAAGUCGAAAUUCAGUUCUAAUUUUUGUUAAUUGUGGAAAGAGUAACAGUUCCUAUCAGGUAUUUUUAAGGUGGAAGAGGACAGAAACCCAAGUCCUAAAAUCUUAAGAUAACAGUGCUU
Messenger RNA from Cebus imitator (Panamanian white-faced capuchin), 8176 nucleotides. RefSeq names its product B-Raf proto-oncogene, serine/threonine kinase (gene BRAF). Gene Ontology annotation, cellular component: plasma membrane; mitochondrion; cytosol. The record is from RefSeq and is a predicted model, not a curated record. The transcript has 19 exons. Gene Ontology annotation, molecular function: ATP binding; protein kinase activity. Lineage: Eukaryota; Metazoa; Chordata; Mammalia; Primates; Cebidae. Gene Ontology annotation, biological process: protein phosphorylation; signal transduction. The coding region runs from base 827 to 3013 and encodes 728 amino acids.